UUUCAGCAAUACUUUGAAUUAGAAACUUCAAUUCACGCAACAAUUCUUCUAGACUCUUGUCUCAAUAGUAUAGAUGGUUUAACCUUUAUUAUAGAACCUCUUCCAUAUUUAUUUGCUUGUAUGAGCAAAUCAAUCACGUCUUCUAAUCCAAAAAACAAGGGUAAUACUUCUUAUGAUAAAGGGCAACUCCAAAAAUGUAAAGAUUUUUUUCAACUUUUGAUUGAGAGGCUACUCAAAGCCGACAUGACAGAGUUCUCGAUUGAUCCUGCUUCCGAAUUUAAAAUGGCUAGUAAUGAGGGAAUGCGAAAUAAUUUGUCAGCAAACCUUUUACUCGGUUGUUAUGAA
Scutellospora calospora is the source of this 345-nucleotide messenger RNA. Lineage: Eukaryota; Fungi; Glomeromycota; Glomeromycetes; Diversisporales; Gigasporaceae. The record is from the annotation of a GenBank genome assembly.